This is a messenger RNA of Prorocentrum cordatum, 534 nucleotides long. NCBI's taxonomy places the organism in Eukaryota, Dinophyceae, Prorocentrales, Prorocentraceae. The record is from the annotation of a GenBank genome assembly.
UACAACGACGCUCGGGCCAAGGCCGAGGCCGCCGCGCUGGAGUCCCUGGCGGGCGGGGCCGAGGCCCUGGCCUCGCGGGCGGUGAACUGGAAGGGGGCGCUGGCGCUGCCCCCGAAGCUGCGCUGGCUGCUGGACCACGAGCCGGGGGCGGUGGCGCAGGCCGCGCAGAUGCUGCUGGGCGCCCACGACUUCGUGGCCCUGCGGCUGUGCGGCGCGCGCGCCACCGACGCGGUCACCGCCUCCACCACCGGGCUGCUGGGGCCCGACGGCGGCUACUGCCUCGAGCUGCUCCGGGCGCUGCUGCCAGUCAUUUGCCAGUGGACCUCGAGGCUCUGCUGCCUGCCAUCGUCCGCUCCGACGCGAUCGUCGGGCACGUGUCGCCCGCUGCCGCCAAGGCGCUGGGCCUGCCUGCCCUGUCCGGCGUGCCGGUGUUCCACGGCUGCGGGGACGCCGGCUCGACGACCUGCGGCGUGGGCGCCGGGGUGCCUGGCGCGCCCUACGCCUACAUGGGCACCUCCGGCUGGGUCGCCGUGA